UGGGCAGUCCUUAAAAGCUGUUUCAAACUAACAAAUUAUAAUCAUUUAAUCACAAAAUAUCAUUACAAUCAUCUUAUCACUUCUCCUCGUCUUUAGCUUCUUCCUCAUCAACAAGAAUCUUGUUCAUUCUCAAUCAUUUUCAUAUAACUCAUCAACAAACCAACUCAACACAAACUUGAAUUGUUUUCCUCACCAUAGAGCUUCUGUGAAACCAUUUGGCAUAAUUCAAUUGAUUAACAAUUUAAAUCAUCAACAAUCGAGCAACAAUGUCACAGCAUUGUGAAAAUAAUGAUCAGGUCUUGACUAAUGGUCAUGGUGGAACUAAAGAUAAUGGAAAUCUUUGUGUCCUGUUCUCUGUGAAGGAAAACGUUGGUGCUUUGGCUGAAGUCCUUAGAAUAUUCAAAGAGUAUCAUGUUAAUUUGGCUCACAUUGAAUCAAGAUCGUCCAAGCGUUUUUCAGAUGAUUAUGAGUUUCUCAUCGAAAUCGAUACUCGGUCUGAGUCAGCAAAUAUUGACAAAGCAUUAAAUGAUCUUAAAGGUAUCUCCACAUACAUGCAAGUUAUUUCAAGAGAGCCACGAGGGAAAGAAUCUGUUCCAUGGUUUCCAGUUAAAAUAAAGGAAAUUGAUAACUUCGCUAACCAUGUACUAUCAUAUGGAGCUGAAUUGGACUCUGACCAUCCAGGUUUCACAGAUGAAGUUUAUCGUAAACGUCGAAAAUACUUUGCUGAUUUGGCUUUCAAUCAUAAACAUGGCCAACCAUUACCAAGAGUUGAAUAUACAGAGGAAGAGAUCAACACUUGGCGAACUGUUUACAACCAAUUAACAAGUCUCUAUCCAACCCAUGCUUGUCGAGAGCAUAAUCAUAUAUUUCGCUUGAUGAUUGAAAACUGUGGCUAUGGACCAGAUCAGAUACCACAAUUAGAAGAUGUCUCUAAUUUCCUUAAAGGUUAGGAAUACUUUCAUUUU
Molecule: messenger RNA, 965 nt
Organism: Tetranychus urticae (two-spotted spider mite)
Lineage: Eukaryota; Metazoa; Arthropoda; Arachnida; Trombidiformes; Tetranychidae
Source: RefSeq, a predicted model, not a curated record